AAAAAAAAAAAAAAAAAUCCCUGGUGCAGGCAGACUACCUAAAAGGUGACAAUAAUGGCCCAAAGAAGGACAGGGAUUUGCCUGGAUGCACUGCACCCUCUCCUUCAUACUCAGUCAUUCCUGCAUUCAUUGAUUCACCAGGCACCCAGUCCGUGUCCAGCAGUACACUGGGGACCCCAAAUGGACACUGCUAUGGAAGCCAACUUGGGCGCUGCUGGCCUCAGGCCCCGUACAGAGCUCGAUGAUGAGGACUACUACCCUCAGGGUGGCUGGGACACAGUAUUCCUUGUGGCCCUGCUGCUCCUGGGGCUGCCAGCUAAUGGGCUGAUGGCAUGGCUGGCUGGCUCACAGGCCCGGCAUGGGGCGGGCAAGAGACUGGCCCUGCUUCUACUCAGCCUGGCCCUCUCCGACUUUUUGUUCCUGGCAGCAGCGUCCUUUCAGAUCUUGGAGGUCCAGCAUGGAGGGCACUGGCCGCUGGGGACAGCCGCCUGCCGCUUCUACUACUUCCUGUGGGGUGUGUCCUACUCCUCUGGCCUCUUCCUGCUGGCAGCCCUCAGCCUGGACCGCUGCCUGCUGGCACUGUGCCCACACUGGUACCCUGGGCACCGCCCAGCCCGCCUACCCCUCUGGGUCUGCGCUGGUGUCUGGGUGCUGGCCACACUCUUCAGUGUGCCCUGGCUGGUUUUUCCUGAGGCCACCAUCUGGUGGUACGACCUGGUCAUUUGCCUGGACUUCUGGGACAGUGAAGAGCUGCCCCUGCGGAUGCUUGAAAUCCUGGGGGGCUUCCUGCCAUUCCUCCUGCUGUCCGUCUGCCACAUGCUCACCCAGGCUGCAGCCUGCCGGACGUGCCGCCGCCAGCAGCCUCAGCCCUUGGCCUGCCAUGGCUUUGCCCGUGUGGCUAAGACCAUUUUGUCAGCCUACGUGGUCCUGCGACUGCCUUACCAGCUGGCACAGCUGCUCUACCUGGCCUUCCUGUGGGACAUCUACCCCGGCUACCUGCUCUGGGAGGCCCUGGUCUACUCUGACUACCUGAUUCUGCUCAACAGCUGUUUGAGCCCCUUCCUCUGCCUCAUGGCCAGCGCUAACCUUCGAGCUGUACUGCGCACCAUACUUUCCUCCUUCGCUGCAGCUCUCUGCGAGGAGCAGCCAGGCAGUUUCACACCAGCUGAGCCACAGACACAGGUGGCCUCUCAGAGCCCAACUCUAACAGCAGAGGUCCAGCCACCACCGGAUCCUGUGGCCCAGCCUCAGGUGAACCCCACAGCCCAGUCACCACUGGAUCCCGUGGCCCAGCCUCAGGUGAACCCCACGCCCCAGCCACCACUGGAUCCCGUGGCCCAGCCUCAGGUGAACCCCAUGCCCCAGCCACCACUGGAUCCCGUGGCCCAGCCUCAGGUGAACCCCACGCCCCAGCCACCACUGGAUCCCGUGGCCCAGCCUCAGGUGAACCCCACGCCCCAGCCACCACUGGAUCCCGUGGCCCAGCCUCAGGUGAACCCCACAGCCCAGCCACCACUGGAUCCCGUGGCCCGGGCUCAGGUGAACCCCACAGCCCAGCCACAGUUGAGCAUUGAGGCCCAGUCCCCUGGCCCUGCUACUGGGACCCCCAGGCUCUGUGAGAAAGCUUCCUUUAGCCCAUCUCUAGAUCCUUCACCUGAGGCCCCUGAGAGCCCAGGCAUGCCAGCGGCCCCUGAGGGAGAAAGCCCUGACACUGCCCCAGCAACAGAGGCCCCCAGUGCAGGUCCCACAUGAGGAUCCAGGAAGCCCAGGCCUG
Chinchilla lanigera (long-tailed chinchilla) is the source of this 1774-nucleotide messenger RNA. RefSeq names its product G protein-coupled receptor 152 (gene Gpr152). Gene Ontology annotation, molecular function: G protein-coupled receptor activity. Bases 55 to 1752 code for a protein of 565 amino acids. The record is from RefSeq and is a predicted model, not a curated record. The transcript has 2 exons. NCBI's taxonomy places the organism in Eukaryota, Metazoa, Chordata, Mammalia, Rodentia, Chinchillidae. Gene Ontology annotation, cellular component: membrane. Gene Ontology annotation, biological process: G protein-coupled receptor signaling pathway.